Xyrichtys novacula (pearly razorfish) is the source of this 5515-nucleotide messenger RNA. NCBI's taxonomy places the organism in Eukaryota, Metazoa, Chordata, Actinopteri, Labriformes, Labridae. The record is from the annotation of a GenBank genome assembly.
AUGGAGCGCCUGAAGCUGGUCCUGCAGUACUUCCAGUCCAACUCGGAGUCCAUCUCUAAUGGUAUCUGUAUCAUCCUGGCCCUGGUCAGUGUAAAGCUGUAUACCAGCUUUGAUUUUAACUGCCCCUGCCUCCCACAGUACAACAAACUUUAUUCUCUAGGGGUGAUGAUAGUCCCGCCUAUCAUACUCUUCUUUCUCGGGGUCCUGGUCAAUCGACAUACAGGCGUCAUGAUGGACGAGUGGAUGAGACCCAUCGGAAACAGAUCUAAAAAUCCUGCUGUGGUGAAGUGAGUGGACUCUGAACUCUUUCAGAUCACUAACAGACUAAGUCAGAGCUUUACAGAGUUUUUGAGUGAGUCAACUGUGUUUGAAAUCUGUCAAAGCAGUCAUUAUUUCUGAACCUUUACACUUUUAUACCAUAGUAUUACAACAUUCAUUUUUCUUAAGACGAAGGGGAAACCUAGCUGAACUUGAUCUUCUGUCCCUGAAAGAUGGUAAAAAGGUGACUCCUAUACUAGCGGAUUAAUAGUCAGUAUGGGAGCAUAGUGUCUGCGAGGGGGGGGGGGUUGAAGAGUGAUUGAAGAUAAUUAUUAGUAUAAUAGUAUAAUAAACUCUUAAAUACAACGGAGUAUGAGGGCCAGAUUAAGACAAAAAAACGUUUUUAAAUCUUAGACCAAAAAGUUAUUAUUUAGGAGAAUAAAGUCAUUAAUAUCUAAGAAUAAAGUCGUAAAAUUUAUGAAAGUUAACGUUAAAGUAAAGUUCAUUUAGAUGAAUUGUACUUUAGUAUAGUUUUCACAAACAUGGAGAUACUUAAUCCUUUGGUACAUGAGUGUUACACUGUCAGAACUUUAAAAAGAAUAUAUGAGAAAUGCUGCUUUUGUGGAGGGGAAAAUGGCUGGAAAUGGCUGCACAGAGGCUAAAUCCAUCAAUACAGCUGUUAAUAGCAAUAGCAUAGGGCUUUAGUUUAUCAUAUGAGUUUAUCUGCCAUGAGGUGUUGAGGUCUCUGCAUUUGUAGGUUACCGACUUACUGUAAUCAUCGGGUCUUUCUCGUCCUUAUAAAAACAUGCUCUAUUUCGGCGAGUGUCUGUCUUCUUCUGUAGUCAAACCGCAAGAUAUCAAAAUCUACCCGGAUACAGCAAUGUUGCUUUUUGAUUGGCUGUUCAGUAGAUAUCCUUAAUUUGAUUGGCUUGCGCGUGGCACGCAGCUUCUGAACUCUCGGAGGAACUCAGUUGAUUUCCACCUGUUACAUUGUUACAGAGGUGCAACUUUGUGGACAUCACCAUGUUCAUAUAAAUGCGUGAGAAAUACAAUGUGUGGCGUGUGAACGGGUGGGAAUGCGUGUGUCACACGCUGAAUGCGUGAGACUUGAGAGCCCUGCAGAGCAGUAAACGCGAGACGCCCGCUUUCGCUAUUUUAGAUGGCUCAAAACUUGGAUUAUUUCGCUUUGUUGUGUACUUUCAACCGCGCUCCCGUCAGGGGGGCUUUCUACGUCAGGGGUGCAUUCUACGGCACAACACCGGCGUGGAUAAGUCCUGCUUCUCGUUCUCGCAGCUUUGCAAUGCUACCACAGGCUCUCCAAGCACUCCAAGUGCACGUGAAGAGUGUGCGCAUGAUUGGAAUAAUGGAACGCAGUUUGGCCUAUGAUUGGUUCUCGUCAGCGAAGGAGCCAGGAGGAUUUGCUGACCGUCCAAGUGUCAUUUAAAGGGCCGAUUUCUGAAGUGCUCAGUUUACGUAUUGAGUCAAUCACAUGAUAAUAAAAAAACAAAAAAAAAUUCCCGACCCCGACCCCCCCCCCCAAAAAAAAAAUUUCUCCUCGGAUCUACACGAUUCACGUAUGUCACCCUUUUUGAUUUCAAAACGGCGAAUUUCGCCGAAAGGUGAGAGAUUUUCAUGCCUGAUUCACAGUGUGUAGACACAGCACCGACUGACAUUACAAUCUCCUUAAAGCUGAUCAAGACCACACUACACUUACUGACAGAAGGGAGUCUCAGCCGAUACUGAAUCAGUGUAAAACAUACUGCAAUGCACUAAUAAAUGUUCAGCUCUGACCAGGAUACCACACCAGUAAAAGAAUUCAGAGUGAAAUACUGACUUACAGACCCAAACAUUACUUAUUUAAUACUCAUUUCUGAUCAGCUAGAUCAAUAAGUUUUAACAGAGAAAGUGCUUUGACUCAAAGUAAUGACUUAAGUGUGAUAUAUGAGAGUCCAUGAAAGUUGACUGUCACACAGCCCCUCCCAGCAUUUCUCAUACUUAACAAUCAGCAUUCAUACACUUAUUUAUCCAGUGUGGCCACAGUCUCCAGGAGCAGUUGCAGAUUGGAGGAGUGAUGUGAAUAAGCUGAUGUUCUGCUGAGCCACAGAUGCCUCAAACAUGGCUCCUUUGCCUCUCUGCAGGUACUUGUUCUCAGCCAUGCUGCAGAGGGCCCUGCUGGCCCCCAUGGUGUGGAUUUUAGUCUCCCUGCUGGAUGGAAAAAUCUUUGUCUGUGCCUUCAGUGUCAGUGUGGAACCUGCAGUCUUCUCAGGUACCUGCAAAUACACUCUCUUUCAUGCUGAUAAAAAAGUUGUCUGAUUGCAGCCUGUGCUGUUACAGGUUGCACUUUUUUUUUUUACAGUUGUGGUAUGUUUCUUCAGGUAUGCCCAACAACACAGGCCUGGAUGUGAUCAAAAUCAUGGCUAAAGUUCCUUGUAAGGAGGACGAUGUCUUCAGGAACAGCUCUUUCCCGAAAGCGGUCUCUCGUUAUGUUCGCUGCUAUUCACAAGUAAGCAGUUCCAUCAGCACUGUGUAAAUGUACAAACACGACCACAACACCCAUGAAGAUCUUCAAUGAGUGAUAUGUAUUACCUGAUGAAGGAUAAAGGUCCUCAGAACAAUGAAAUAUAAACUCAUAAAAAUGAGUGAAGGUUAAAGGUCCUUACACACCGGGCGAGAAUUCGCCUUUUUUUAAAACAGCAUAAAGUCAAUGCAAGCUUCCACACCGGCGGCGAUUUUUCCGCGGGGCGAAAAGCCGCUUUUAUUUUUUCGCUCCUGUGUCGAAUUUUUCGGAUAUUCGCAGGCGAAUAUCUGGACCUGCUAGACCUCUGUCCAAUCAAAAGUCAUGUUGUUGAUGACGUCACAGACCCAUACGGCUGGAGGAGAGGGAGAAGUUUGAGAUUAUGAAAACGCAGAGAAAGACAGCUGAGGUGCAUCCAAAACUCUUUCUAAUUACUAAUGAAGUAGUUUUCUCACAAGAUGACACUCUCUUGUCUUCCUUAGGAGACAGAUGUCAUGCACACUUCACAGGGUGACCGCCUCAUCAUGCCUGAUUCUCCCUCUCAGCUGUUUGACAUACCGAUGAUCUACAGCCACAGGGCCAACAGAAUGCCCAGACAACUUGAAGGAUCACUGCUCAGCCCUCGCCUCUCCUGGCUGCUGCGGCGUCUCUCACAGCUUUGCCUCCUCUUUCUCCCUCGCUCAUAAUGCUAGACAUGUCAAUCAGCAGCCAUUCACACGACACACACCAUCACUGGCACCAAGAGCAACGAUGGGAGAGAGGCUGGUAAUUGUGGUACAGGACCACCCCGCAUCUCCUCUCCUCCGUGCCGCAAAGCGACUUUAUUAAUUCGCUUUGCAAAAAAAUAUACGCAUAUUCGCUUUGCGCCCGGUGUGUAUAGGCGAAAGCGAUUUUUCGGACCGGCGAAUAUUCGCAGUUUUCGUCUCGCUAUUUCGCUUCGCUCCGCAAAUUCGCCGGUGUGUAAGGACCUUCAGAAGGAAAGGGAAUACUAGAGCUGUUUAAUGUGGUUCAGAGAAAAAAGGAUGCUUAUUUGACAUUUUUAUUCACUCAUCAUUCCUCUGCUCUCCUUACCAUUGCACUACUGUUUACUACCAGUCUCCGGACUUUACAAAGUGAAAAGUUGCUCCAUUUUCACCUGAUACAGGACUUAAGCUGCUCAACACUUCAAGGCUUCCUGUCAUAUUUUGCUUCAUAAUGUACCAAAUGUUUUCAGUGUGUUAAUAACGGGGACUGCAGGCAAGGUCAGUUAAACCCCCUGGACCCACUUGGACUACAGAGCCAUGCUGCUAUGAAACAUGCAGACUGUGGUUUGCUGAAAUAUGCAGUCUUGUCUGGGUGGCAACAAAAUUGCUCUGAAGUCUGAAAAGAUUGCUCAGCAUUCGUUUUGCCUUCCCAGAAGUGUAAGUUGCCCAUGCCCUGGGAACUGAAGCAUCCCCAUGCUAUCAUAGAUGCUGGGGUCCCUCCUCUUUUUACAGCAGGGAUGUGGCGUUCAUGAUUUCCAAACAGACUGUCAGAAUUUGAUCUUUUAGCUCUGAGGAAAGUUUCCCACUUUGCCCCAGCCCAUUAUGAGUAGGUUCAGGCCCAGAAGAGUCAGGCAGGUUUUCAAUCUUGUUUAUUUCUAGUUUCCCCCUUUAACCUUAAAUUUAUGGGUUCAUUGUAAAACUGUGUUCAAAGACAAUUGUUUUAAGAGGGGAUUUUGAGCUCGUGCAAUGAUUCCCACUCCAGAGUCAUGUCUGUUUUUUACUGCAGUACCACCUGAGGGCCUAAAGAUCACAGCUACCAAGUGUUGGUUAUCAGCCUUUUACUUUUGUGCAGAGAUUUCUCUUGAUUCUCAUUCUACAGGCUGUAGGUGGUAAAACCUUUGCCUCUCUAUACUGAGAGAUUAUUCUGAAGCAGUUGAACUAUUUGCUCACACACUCUCUCACAGAGUGGUGAAGAUCUUCUGUUUUUAAUUUGGGAAUCCUCUGCCUCUCCAGAGUCUCCUUUUUAUACCCAGGCACCAAGACGAGUAGCAGAUUUUCAAGAUCUAAAAAAAAGCCCAAUAUUAAAAGUAAGAGGCAAAAUCAGUAGCAGAUCUGGGUCCCACACAUACUGAACCUUUUUGGUUUUUUUCUGUUUCAGAAACUUUCCCUGUUGUCCUCCAGUUUCCUCUCCUGUCCCUUUGACAGGCCAAGGAUCUCUUCAGAAAUCUGUAUUAGGAUGUUGUGCAACUCAGUGUAACAAAUGAGAAGCUUCUGACUGGAGACUGCUUGUUGUUGAUAUCUUUGUGCUGCUAACUCUCCUUACCCUUUUUAGGCAGUUGGCUGGUCCAUCCUACUCUUUCUCAUUGUUUUGGGUGCUAUGGGACGCCUCAUCAAACCCUGUUUUGAAGACCACGGCGCCAUCAUGCAGACUCGCUACUGGAGCAACUACCUAGACGUGGAGCAGAAGCUCUUUGAUGAGACCUGCGUCCUGCACGCCCGUGACUUUGCCCGUAAAUGUGUGGUGCAGUUCUUUGAGGACAUGAGGGAGGACACUGUGAUCAGACUCCCCCACCCGACCUUCAUCACAAACUCCAGGGAGGAGUGGGAGGACGAAGAGGAGAGGCUUCAUGGGAUCUCAAAGCAGGAGCAGAUGGAUCAGCUGCUGAACAAGUGGUACUACAGUAAACCGGAACUGAACGUAACCAGGACAGCGUAUAGACCAAGGACGUGUGUCACCUGGGAGGACAGGGACGGAAAGACUUUAUUCUCUGAUGUCUGA